This is a messenger RNA of Tricharina praecox, 1488 nucleotides long. Its product is annotated as catalytic subunit of the PKA. The transcript is spliced from 3 exons. Gene Ontology annotation, molecular function: cAMP-dependent protein kinase activity; ATP binding. Gene Ontology annotation, cellular component: cAMP-dependent protein kinase complex; nucleus. Lineage: Eukaryota; Fungi; Ascomycota; Pezizomycetes; Pezizales; Pyronemataceae. The record is from RefSeq and is a predicted model, not a curated record. Bases 1 to 1488 code for a protein of 495 amino acids. Gene Ontology annotation, biological process: peptidyl-serine phosphorylation.
AUGCCGACCCUAGGCUUCCUAAAGAAGAAGAAGAAAGAGAAAGAUUCGGUGCAUGCGAGAAAGGAUAGCUUCCAAUCCGCUGACAUACGCAAUCAUCCCUCGGAGCCGCCAACUCCCACCACCUCCACCUCCGCCACCACAACCUCGCAUUCGUUCCAGCCGUCAACAAACUCACACUCUUCGCUGCCCACAGCUCCUCCGUCAUCGUCGUCGACCCAUUCUAUCCCCGUUUCCGCCCCCGCCAUUCCCGAGCAGCCAAUGGCAUUGGUCUCCGACCGACCAAUGAUACCUGAACAGCAACAACCCCAGCAACCCUACCCGGCGUCGUCGUCUUCCCCGCAACCGCACCAUCAACCCCACCAGAGCAACAUCAACAGCAUCAUAAACCCGCCCGGGGCAAACGAAUAUGAUCGACCUUAUCAGAACAGCCCCGCGCACCAGAGUAAUACCUCGCAGAACGAUGACCAGAGGCAGCAGCAACAGCAGCAACAGCAGCAGCAAACACAGCAAUCGCGAUCUACAAAGGGCAAAUACUCGCUAGGUGACUUUAUGCUGCAGCGGACCUUGGGUACUGGAAGCUUCGGCCGUGUCCAUUUGGUUCAAUCGAGACACAAUUUGCGCUUCUAUGCUAUCAAGGUUUUGAAGAAAGCCCAGGUGGUCAAGAUGAAACAGGUUGAACACACCAACGAUGAGAGGAAGAUGUUGCAGAAAGUGAAACAUCCCUUCCUGAUCACCCUCUGGGGGACAUUUCAGGACAACAGGAAUUUGUACAUGGUGAUGGAUUUUAUCGAGGGAGGCGAGCUAUUCAGUCUACUGCGGAAAUCCCAGCGCUUCCCGAAUCCCGUUGCGAAGUUCUACGCUGCCGAGGUGGCGCUAGCCCUCGAGUACCUCCACUCCCAUAGCAUCAUCUACCGGGAUCUGAAGCCCGAGAACCUGCUUCUAGAUCGUCACGGUCAUCUCAAGAUUACAGACUUCGGCUUCGCGAAGGAGGUUCCCGACAUCACCUGGACGCUUUGCGGUACUCCGGAUUACCUUGCACCCGAGGUCGUCGCUUCCAAAGGGUACAAUAAAUCGGUAGAUUGGUGGUCGCUUGGUAUAUUAAUCUUCGAGAUGCUGUGCGGCUACACACCUUUCUGGGACGGAGGCAGUCCGAUGAAGAUAUACGAGAAUAUCCUCAAGGGACGAGUAAAAUAUCCGGCGUUUAUCCAUCCGGAUGCUCAAGAUCUGCUACAGCAGCUUAUCACGCCCGACUUGACAAAGCGAUUAGGGAAUCUGUUGCGCGGCAGUGACGACAUCAAGAACCACCAAUGGUUCGCUGAGGUGAACUGGGACCGAUUGGCCCGAAAGGAUAUCGAGGCACCCUACGUACCGCCCGUACGAGGAGGUGUCGGUGAUGCCAGCCAGUUUGAUCGCUACCCGGAGGAUUCGGACGACUACACCAAAAACGACGGCAUCGAUCAAUACGGACACCUAUUCGCCGAAUUCUGA